AUGCAAGCAGCCAGAUCACCAGUAGCAGCAGCUGCAGAAGCAAGGCAUGCCCCGCAGCAGCCCCUGGAAGUACCGGCAGAAUUGAUUGAUCUUGCGCACCGGUUAGCCGACGCCGCAGCUGAGGUUACCACCAAGUACUUCAGGCGAGGCUUGCUUCGCCAUAUUUCCAUUUCGAAGUCAGAUGCCAGCCCAGUGACUGAGGCAGACCGGCAGGCUGAGGAGGCCAUGAGGGCGCUGCUGACUCAGAACGUGCCGACGCAUGCGAUAUUUGGGGAGGAGGGGGGCAUGCAGGCUGGCGAGCCUGAAGAGGACGGCAGCGACAGCGGCUUCCUCUGGGUCCUAGACCCCAUCGACGGCACCAAGAGCUUCAUCACAGGCGAGCACACAUCACCGCUGCACUUACAGAUUUCCAAUUUGAAUUCAAUUUUGCAAAUUAAGAAGCCGGUGUUUGGCACGCUGAUAGCACUGCUGAAGGAAGGUGUGCCAAUUCUGGGAGUGUUGGACCAGCCCAUCACAAAGGAGAGAUGGGUCGGAGCCAGCGGCCAGCAGACAACCCUGAAUGCAGGGCAGCCGCUGCAGACAAGAUCGUGCAGGGACAUCUCUGGCGCAUACCUGUAUGCGACGACGCCCCACAUGUUCAGCGGAGAGAACGAGGCCGCCUUCAACCGUGUCAGGGACAAUGUGCGCAUACCGCUGUAUGGCUGCGACUGCUACGCGUAUGGUUUACUGGCGGCCGGAUUCUGUGAUCUAGUGGUGGAAGCUGACAUGAAGCCUUAUGACUUCCUGGCGCUCGUGCCCAUUGUGGAGGGGGCCGGCGGCGUUAUGACUGACUGGAGGGGGCAACACUUGAGAUGGGCGGUGACUCCGUCUCAUGGGUACGCGGUGGACGCAUCGCUCCCCGGAGAGGUCAUUGCGGCAGGGGAUGCGCAGGUUCACAGGCAGGCACUGGAGCUGCUGGACUGGACAGAGCCUGACAUUGCUGAUGAGGGCGGUGUCGAUGUGGCUUACCAGACAGCAUGA
Messenger RNA from Coccomyxa subellipsoidea C-169, 1020 nucleotides. Its product is annotated as histidinol-phosphate p. The transcript is spliced from 6 exons. The record is from RefSeq and is a predicted model, not a curated record. The coding region runs from base 1 to 1020 and encodes 339 amino acids. NCBI's taxonomy places the organism in Eukaryota, Viridiplantae, Chlorophyta, Trebouxiophyceae, Coccomyxaceae. Gene Ontology annotation, biological process: L-histidine biosynthetic process. Gene Ontology annotation, molecular function: phosphoric ester hydrolase activity.